Messenger RNA from Phytomonas sp. EM1, 2841 nucleotides. The record is from the annotation of a GenBank genome assembly. NCBI's taxonomy places the organism in Eukaryota, Euglenozoa, Kinetoplastea, Trypanosomatida, Trypanosomatidae.
AUGAAAAUUUGUGUGAUGGGCCCUCCUAUAGAGGGCAGCAUUUUUUUAGAGGUCACCGAUUCUGUUCCUUUUCAGGACAUUCUUCCUGAAAUUGAGAGAAAAGCCAACAAAGGUCCCUUGUGGUCGAGCUACCAACUCUAUUCGGCUGCUACUAGUGAAAAGGGGUCAAAGGCCCACGUACGACCACUCCUGCAUGCGGUCCGGGUAGAGGAUACCCUGGCUUCACUUAGGAAAGAUGGUAAGAGGACUUAUGCAUUUGUUUUAAGGCCGAUUGGGGACCUGAAGCCUGACAAGACAAAAUCACUAAUAGGUGCCGUCUCACCCCACCACACUCAGAGGCAACCAUCUGGGUCUCCUUCCGCGCCGAAGGCUGCUUUACAAACGCUCAGAGGGAGUAGCCUCAGCUCAGAACGUCCCUCAUUGUGUGCAACUCGUCGGAAAAAAAUCGAUGGAGAUGGUGAGUCUUCAAUUGGUGAACCGGCCGGUAAAUAUGGAUCCGAGCGAGCUAUCAAGGGUGGAUCACAUCCCGAUGUAUCCAGGGUCUCGUCAACGCCCCAUGCGGAACCGUCAUCGGUACUCACACGCUGCGAAGAUCAGGCCAGCAAUGUAGUUGAUGUAUCAAAGAUUGAAUCUGCCGGUGUAUUUGUGGUGUCGUCUGACGAACCGAUGAGGGCAUUCAAUGAAGAUAAUGGGAAGAAUGGGGAUACGGACCCCAUCCCUUGUAUUCAAUCCCCGCAGAUCGCAGAAUCCCUUCCAGAUCCUAUCCCUUCUGGUUCGGUUCUGUCUGUCUCGCCUACGGGAACCCCGCUAAAUGUGGGAGAAACGCGUGAUGGGGUGGUACUAAAAUCAAGAGAGAGUGCCCAAGGUGUUAUUUCAAUGGGGGGACUAUCCAGCGACGAGCCAACUCAUGCCCUCCGCUCAACAAAUCGGUCUGAAGGGGGUAGCCCUCCCCAACUUCACAUCAUGUCCUCUCAGCCCUUGGGGCGUCUGGGUGUAACAGUCAAUGGACUCUCAGAGGUUGGUCUGUUACAGGCAAAGACACACCCCUUGGUAAAUCUUGCCCUUGGGGAGGCGGAAGAUAAGGCCCUUUUUAUGACACCCAUUCAGGCUAGCACAGAAAUACCCUUUCCAACCCAACCACCUAUUGGUAAGACCGACGCGGAUGGUGAAAAGCUUUGGUCUGUGCUUAAAAAGUUAAUCUUUACAAACCCAGAUGAGCAAGGGAGCUCCAGUAAAUCCGAAGGGACAGAUGAAAUGACUGGAGGGAACCAGCAUGCUAAGGAAGCCAUGGUGGUUGACGAGGUGCCUAUCAACAACAACGAGCAAGCGAAAAAUCCAGCGGCACCUGGUGCUUGCAUUAUUUCUGGGAAGCGUUAUUACGCUGCUGCUCAGAGGUGCGCCGAAAAUCUAUCUUUGAAAGCCAGGGAAGAGCUUCAGAAGCGUUAUUUUCAGAAAUGGCUAACAUUCCUUGAGAGCCUCGUCGCCAACCAGAGGGUAGGAAAAGUGUGGCAAGGUGUGGGAAAACCGCAAACGAAGCAAGUAGUACAAUACCCGCAUCACGACAAGGUGGAACCACACCAGAUGAUCCCGAAUUUCUCUGAUUCCACAAGGCAGCUACCCGAUUGGAAUUCUCAUGGUACGCUUUCAGACGAGCUUGUUUGCGCUCUCCGCUCGGUGAUGAGCGCUCUGAAACACUGCUUUAAGAGUGGUGUGGCGGAAGUAGCCUUCAAAAGAAAACAAAAAUCAGGGGAAGCCUUUAUCGUGCAAUUGCAAUCUGAAUUAAGCUCGAGCCCUGUUCAGGACACUCCAAAACUUGCCAACGUAAUGCAUCAAGCAGCACAUCUUCUCGAUCAAUUGGCCAAUCUUAUGAAACUCACACAAAAGCAAGGUGCCCAACAAACUGAACUCAAAAAGGGGCAACAGACAACGCCGGAAAAUAUGCGCCUGUUUGAAUAUUUUCAUUCCUUUUUGAAGGAAUUGGAGAGCGAUAAAUGCCGAACGUUGCAAAAUCACCUCGAUAAGGCCCUUCGGCGAGAACAGCAGCUGCGAGGGGAGUUGGAGCUAGCGAUGCGAAAGUCCCGCGCCGUCGAAUCGGCAGAGAGACCCAAAACGCCGCAGCCGAUCGAACCCAAUAGCUCCGACCUCCAUUCCAUGUUGCGGCGCGUGGCGUCGAUGGAGCAAAAAGAGACCCAGAUCAUUCGACUUCACCAGGAACUCGCCAAGAUGCGGGCCACGCUGUACCAAUCCAAGACCUACGAGGAGCAGCUCCGGCAGCGGGAGGAGGAGAACACGGAGCUGCAGGCCCAACUCCGCCGGGUGCGGAGCCCGCGACCGGAGGCGAUGCGGCCCUUCUCCGCACGUGCGCCAUCGACCAGUCGGUCGAGUCGGGAUCCGAGCCUCUCACGGCCCCCUUCCCGCUCGCAGACCUCCUUUCCCCAGGGCGACAGCGCGCAACCGGCAGGGGGGGGAGGGGCCCUCCCCCUCCACUCCCUGCGAUCGACAAAGCGACCCUCGCGGCAGGGCGGGCGGGGGGAGCUGCACGAGCCCCCUGUCGUCGUGCGGCCUCGCCGGGGGACCCCGGAGCGGGGCUCGACCGCGAGCCGCUCCCUCACUCGCCCGGUCUCGUUGGGGCGGCCUGACGAGGGUCCCUCUCGACAGGAGACCCCUUUACCGGAGGUAGACCGGGGGCCCUGCCCGAACUGCCGCCGGGCCGCAUGGUUACCCCUCUCCUCUGAGCCCCAUGGCGCUCCAGGGGAGCGGGCGGCGUUCUGCCGGUGCUGUCGUCAAUCCUUCACCUUCGGUGAUUUGAGUACCAGAGGGAAAUGUGUUGACCCGGUAUGA